GGGAUCGCGGAUAGGGUGGGUCUCCAAUUCGCAGCAACCUCCACGCGGUGAGACCUGGGAAAUCAUUAUUAUUUACUAUACUAUUCAUAAUCGUAUCUGUGAUACAAUUAUAAAUUUUAUAGCAAAUAAUAUGAGCCGAUUGGCUGCGCACGCGUUUAUUUUAUGUACUUAUUGAGAUUUAUUAAGUUACAAAUAAGAUCUUCGUGUUGACUUUUAAAAAUCAUGGGAUAUCGUGUAUUAGUUAUUAAAUCAAUUUAUGUAUUUUAUCAAUUUAAUUUUGAAUAAUUGUGAUUUCUUUCUAAUAUUUUUUCUGUAAUUUAUUUGAAAUAUAUUAAGCAAUAUCUUUUAUAAAUGUUUUUCUUUUUUUUCUAGAAUUUAAUUAUUUCUUGCUUGUUCUUUAAUAAGUUCUGCAUAUUUCUCUGGAUAUUCCACGAUUUAUAAACUUUAAAGUAAUCUGUAAGAAACAUUCUUUCAAAUAUGACAAUUUUUGAUUUAGAAUUUAUUUAAUUCUAUUGGUUUUUCUUUUUUGUUGUAUUGUAAAGUGUUCUGAUUUCUUUAACUCUUUAUAUAGCGAGUCAGAAAACUCGAUUAAAUCUUUUUUUAUAUUUGUGUUAAACCGCUUAUUUCCAUAAAUUUUUCAUGAAUUUUAUAUUACGUUAAUUUGAAUGUUUUCACAUAUUCAUUUGCUUCUAUUUUAAAUUUUAUCAGCGCAGAAUUUUCUCUUAGCUGCAUAUUUGGCAAUACUGAAAUUCCGCGCAACAGCAAUCUUUGUUCUAUUUUAGUUUUUGUUUGGUCUUGCUUAAAUUUGACUGUGAUGUAGAAUUCUCUUGUGUAAUUAUUUGAAUAUAUUCGCUGCAACAGUGGAUACACUUUCAAUAUCAGUUGCAUAAAAAGAAUUUGUAAUAAUGUUUGAAUGGGCAUAUGAUGGUGUUAAUGCCUCUAUACCACGUAAUGUAGGACCAGAAUGUGCAUAUUAUUUAAGUUUAAAACAAAGAAUUAUUGAAACAUUAUUUAUAUCAAUAUUCAUAAUAAGUUUUCUAGUAUGGGGUUACAAAAGAAUCAAAUUACCAUCUAAAGUAUCAUAUGUAAAUCAAGAUUGUGUUGGUAGAAGGAUUUUAUUAAUCAUUAUGUCAUUAGUAUUAGGAAUGGAAAUUGGAUUUAAGUUUACCAGUAGAACAGUUAUAUAUAUAUUGAAUCCUUGUCAUAUAACAUCAGCAGUACAGUUAUAUUUAUUGGCAGCAAAUCCUAGUCCUACGGUCACAGCUAUCUUUAGGAUACAUUUAAACUUCUUAAAUGGACCACUUUUAGCAUAUUUAUUUCCAGAAACAGAAUCUCGCAGAAUAUUUGCAGAUAAAGCAUUAUACUACAUUCAACAUGGUUUAAUGGUGGUAAUACCAUAUUAUCUGUUGAGAAUUGGAGGUGUUUAUAAUAUCGAACCUCUAUCAGACAUGAGUUGGUGUAUAUUUAGUUAUGGAAUAAAUUUAGCUUAUCAUUUUUGGAUUAUCCAACCUAUUGCAUUGCCCACACAAGUAAAUCUUAGUCAUAUGUUAUGUGCUGCUAUUUUAGACCCAUUUGAAGGACAAAAUUAUCGAAUGUGGACAUUUAUUCAUCAAGGAUUACUAUGUCCAUUAUUAUGUAAGCUAUUUUGCUAUAUAUCUGAAUUUUUCUUAACAAAGUUUUCAUUGACUAAAGUAAAACCAUCGCUUGAAUGUGUAUUUCCAACAAAAAACAAUUGUGAUGAUAAUGAGAAAUUAUAUGAAGAUACCUCAGGGAAUGGACAUACGCAUGUAAACUAGAAUAAUAUUUCGUAAUACUGAUGAAUUAUUAUAUGAAUAUUAUUCUGCUGCAAUUCAAUUUGAUU
Messenger RNA from Apis dorsata (giant honeybee), 1861 nucleotides. Its product is annotated as transmembrane protein 164. The coding region runs from base 906 to 1796 and encodes 296 amino acids. NCBI's taxonomy places the organism in Eukaryota, Metazoa, Arthropoda, Insecta, Hymenoptera, Apidae. The record is from RefSeq and is a predicted model, not a curated record. The transcript is spliced from 6 exons.